AUGCUUUCUCCAAUGGAGGCAGGUUUUUCAAGAGGAAGAUCUCCUUAUAAGGCUGGUGGAGCCUUGUCGAGAAUAUCAAAUGAAAAACAAUUACGAUUUGAGCAAAAUUUGCUGAGUAAAGAGGUUGAAAAUUCAAACGAUGGUGAACAAGAAUCACUACAAGAGAACAUUGUGGAAAAUGAGAAUCAAGGAAAGUCUAAUAGCACCAACCCAUUUGCUUUAAUAUCCGAAUCACCAAUGCAACUGUCUUCUUCAUCUACUUCAAAGUCCUCAAAGAAUAAAGAAUUCUCUAAUACUGAAACUUUAGAGUCAGUGUCUUCAAGGGAAUUAUCAGGUAACAAAAAUACUUCCAUGCCUCUUCCAGGAAACGACGUAAUGACCCAAGUAGGGUUUCAGUCUGAUAUGGAACCUCUCAAUAUAUCUGAUGCUUUUUCGUACUUCCGUUCUCUACCUGCAACGGUAGGCUUAGAAAAUGAUUUGGAGUUAGUAAAUAAGUUCAAUUUUGAUGGUGCUCUGAACUCAAUCCGUGACAUUUUACAUGCGGCAGAUGAAGAAAGCGACUCAAUAUCUGAUGUAUUGGACAGCUGGAUUUGUAAUCAACAGACUAACUGCUACGAUAAUAAUAAAUUCGAGAAAUUUUUCAAUUAUGACAAUCUUGAUUUCAAUACUUCUAAUCAGUCAGCAAGCCCUCUAUCAGAAAAUUAUAUCAGCUCAAGAGAUUUGACAGGAAAUAUUGGCUCUACUCAUCUGUCUGAAAGAAGAGACUCGCGUUCAAGUGCAUUUGUAGGGACUUCGUUUGUCUGGCGCUCACCCGGUGCAGAUAGCUCUUCAAAAGAUGUGAGACCUUUCGUUGACUUGAAGACGAAAAAUCUUUCUUUCAUAGAUAAAUCAAUUGACAAGAAAUCAGAAGAAUUCAAAAAGUUUCAAAUUUUGCCCAAAACAAGAGACUCUAUUUUGAUAACUUUAAGUGAAACUCACCAUGCUCAGUUUUGGGGUGAUAGCGCAAACGUGAACCUUCCUUCAUUUGAAGAGCUAACAUUGUUUGUAAUUAGCUAUUUCAAGCUUUUUCAUGCGCGAUAUCAGAUUAUCCAUUUACCUAGUUUUGAUCCCAACAAAGUAUCCAAUGUCCUAUUAAUCUCUAUUUUGGGUGCUGGAGCAUUCUUUUAUGGAAUUGAGAAUGAUGCCUUGAAAAGAAUUGGUAGGUACUUUUUUGAAAUAUCUAGAAGAAGGUUAAUACUAGAAUUUGAAGAAAAUAAUACAAAUAUCAGGAACCUUGAACUUCAUCAAGCAAACCUUAUAAAUUAUAUAGCUGGAUCUUGGUCCGGUAUUGAUAGAAACGUAGAAGUGUCAGAAAGCUUCACUUCGACUAUUGCUACCAUGGUUAGACGAGGAGAUCUUUUCAAGAGAUACCAGUAUAAAACGCUACAAGAAAUAAUUGAGGAUCCUGAACUUGCUUCAACGGAACAAAAGUGGAAAACGUGGAUUCAAAUGGAAUCUAAAAAGUUAUUAGUAUACGUGAUGUUCUACUGGUGUUCCCAGUUUUCCUUAAUUACUAAUAUCCCAUAUUUUAUCAAUUACAUAGAGCUAGAACUACCCCUUCCGCAUAUGGAGCCAUUAUGGAGAUCUUCUGAUGCCAACGAAUGGCUAAGAUUGGUUAACAUCAUUAAAAAUCAGAGCCCUCAGCAUUAUUCGAACAAUAUGUCAUUCCAACUGCUUAUUGGAUCGAUUCUAUCUUCAAGACAGCUUCCGUCUCAGUCGUUAUCACCAAAAUUCAUAUCUGAUGUCAUUAUAGGGAACUUGAUUGCCACAAUUAAGCAUUUCAUAUCAGGGCACAAUGAUAGACUAGCAUUUACUAAUCACAUCCCAGGUAUUGCAGAUAUAAAAAAAAGAAAGCGUCACUCCUUAUCUCUCGAUGCUACUUUUCAUCUUUCAUAUCUUGUUAAUAGGAAAGCCGAAAUUGAAAAUAUGUUGGAGUCGAUGGAAAGCCUCGUUUCCAACCAGGGAUUGGCCAACCAGGUUUUAUACAAGUUGGAAAUUGAAUAUUCUUAUAUUUGUCUUUAUGCAUCGAUAAAGGAUUGCAUGAAAUUAGCAGGAGUCGAUGACGAAAUUGAAUCGCGACAAGUGAUUCCUAGGCUACUUCAAUGGUAUAAAAAAGAUAGCUCAAGGAUUGCAAUUUGGCACUGUGCCCAGAUACUCAAGUUGGCAAAAACCGCUACGGCCAACCAUAUAUGUAAGUAUUUUUAUUAUCUGGGGAGCUUAAUGAUAAAAACUAACAAAAAACAGUCAUUCCGUACUUACCAUUUUUGA
This is a messenger RNA of Priceomyces carsonii, 2307 nucleotides long. RefSeq lists its product as uncharacterized. Gene Ontology annotation, biological process: DNA-templated transcription. NCBI's taxonomy places the organism in Eukaryota, Fungi, Ascomycota, Pichiomycetes, Serinales, Debaryomycetaceae. Gene Ontology annotation, molecular function: zinc ion binding; DNA binding. The transcript has a single exon. The record is from RefSeq and is a predicted model, not a curated record. Bases 1 to 2307 code for a protein of 768 amino acids.